AUGGGACGAGAGACCCUGGCCCUCGGCUGGGCCAUUGCUGUCAUCCUGGCGCUGCAGACCGGGGCGGCUGCAGAGCGCCCCCCACGGACCCUGCACAGCCAGAGCAAGGUGUUCGCAGACCUGAGCGCCCAAGAGCUGAAGGCCGUGCGCAGCUUCCUCUGGUCCCAGAAGGAGCUGAGGCUGGAGUCCUCCAGAGCAUCAACCAUGGCCAAGAACUCCGUGUUCCUCAUUGAGAUGCUGCUGCCCAAGAAGCAGCAGGUGCUGAAAUUUCUGGAUAAAGGUAAAAGGCGUCCUGCUCGGGAGGCACAUGCUGUCAUCUUCUUCGGAGCCCAGGAGCAUCCCAAUGUCACUGAGUUUGCUGUGGGGCCCCUGCCACGGCCCUACUACAUGCGCAAACUGCCCACCAAGCCUGGGCACCAGGCCUCCUGGGCCUCCAGGCCCAUCUCUGCCGCCGAGUAUACCCUCCUGAGCCGCACCCUGCAGGAGCUCACCAAACCCUUGCACCAAUUUUUCCUUGAUACCACAGGCUUCUCGUUCCAAGACUGCCGCGCCCGCUGCCUGACUUUCACAGACGUGGCUCCCCGUGGCUUGGCCUCCGGCCAGCGCCGCACUUGGCUUAUCUUACAGCGCGAUGUAGAAGGCUACUUCUUGCACCCCACUGGGCUGGAGCUCCUCGUGGAUCAUGGAAGCACAAACGCCCAAGAUUGGACAGUGGAGCAGGUCUGGUACAACGGGAAGUUCUACCAGAGCCCGGAAGAACUGGCUCGGAAGUAUGAGGAUGGAGAGGUGGAUGCAGUGGUCCUGGAGGACCCACUUCCCAAGGGCAAGAAGGGAGAGAUCAUAGAGGAACCACCCCUCUUCUCCUCCUACCAGCCACGUGGGGACUUCCCCACCCCUAUCGCUGUGCACGGCCCCCGCCUGGUCCAGCCCCAAGGCCCCCGCUACAGGCUGGAGGGCAACACCGUGCUCUACGGGGGCUGGAGCUUCACCUUCAGGCUGCGCUCCUCCUCAGGGCUGCAGGUCCUGAACGUGCACUUCGGGGGUGAGCGCGUAGCCUACGAGGUGAGCGUGCAAGAGGCAGCGGCGCUCUACGGAGGACACACGCCCGCGGGCAUGCAGACCAAGUACACCGACGUGGGCUGGGGCUUGGGUAGUGUCACUCACGAGUUAGCCCCUGGCAUCGACUGCCCAGAGACGGCCACCUUCCUGGACGCCCUCCACCACUACGAUGCCGACGACCCCAUCUACUACCCCAGAGCCCUCUGUCUCUUUGAGAUGCCCACAGGGGUGCCCCUUCGGCGGCACUUCAACUCCAACUUCAGCGGUGGCUUCAACUUCUACGCAGGGCUCCAGGGCCAGGUGCUAGUGCUGCGAACGACUUCAACAGUCUACAACUAUGACUACAUCUGGGACUUCAUCUUCCACCCCAACGGGGUGAUGGAGGCCAAGAUGCAUGCCACCGGCUAUGUGCAUGCCACCUUCUACACCCCCAAGGGGCUGCGCCACGGGACCCGCCUGCACACGCACCUACUUGGCAACAUGCACAUGCACUUGGUGCAUUACCGCGUGGACCUGGACGUGGCAGGCACCAAGAAUAGCUUCCAGACCCUGCGAAUGAAACUAGAAAACAUCACCAACCCCUGGAGCCCGAGACACCACCUGGUCCAGCCGACUCUGGAGCAGACGAGGUACUCACGGGAGCGCCAGGCGGCCUUCCACUUCGGACAGACUCUGCCCAAGUACCUGCUCUUUACCAGCCCCGAGGAGAACCGCUGGGGCCACAAGCGCAGCUACCGACUGCAGAUCCACUCCAUGGCCGACCAAGUGCUGCCCCGGGGCUGGCAGGAGGAGCGGGCUGUCACCUGGGCCAGGUAUCCCCUGGCAGUGACCAGGUACCGGGAGUCGGAGCUGUGCAGCAGCAGCAUCUAUAACCAGAAUGACCCCUGGGACCCACCUGUGGUCUUUGAGAAGUUUCUUCACAACAACGAGAACAUUGAAAAUGAGGACUUAGUGGCCUGGGUCACUGUGGGCUUCCUGCACAUCCCCCACUCGGAGGACAUCCCCAACACGGCCACACCCGGAAACUCCGUGGGCUUUUUGCUCCGGCCCUUCAACUUCUUCUCAGAGGACCCAUCCCUGGCGUCCAGAGACACUGUGAUCGUGCGGCCCCGGGACAACAGCCCCAACUACAUCCAGCGCUGGAUCCCUGAGGAGGACGGGAACUGCCUGAUGCCCACCCCUUUUAGCUACAAUGGAACCUACAGGCCUGUGUGAAGGGCCCCCAUCCCAAACUAACUCCUACCCAGAAGCCCAAGCGCCCCCCAGGGACAGACAAUAAACCCCUCAGGACUCAGCUCUGUGUCCUGCUUCUUGGGGGAGGCACGGUGGGCAAGACCACGCCCCAGGCCACGUGUGCGGGACACACACAGGUGAGCGAGCACAUGGCCUUGGCCUCCGUUCACUUUGGUCUACUCCACCCCAGAGAGACCUCCAUUACUAAGGCAAAUGACACUCGCUGAAAUACUAGAUUUACCUACCAGAUUGGUGUAAAAACAUCUGAGACUGUCAGCUCUCUCUUGGGAGUCUGUGGGGGACUCUCCCACGUGGCUGACGGGCAUGCAGAGUAGUGCAACCAUGGGAGGAAGCUGUGGAAAAAUCUAGCAAGAUUGCCAACACCUUUAGUCCUUGACACACUGAUGAAACUUCUGGGGGUUUAUCCCACAGAUCUCCCUAAAAACACAGGAAACAUAAGUGUGCAGGGUGAUUCACAGCAGUGCUGUUGUCACAUCCGAGUCUGGAAACAGCCCAGAUGGCCAUCCAGAGGAGAGAUCCUACAACUCUGAAUGAACCAGGGCACAUCCGCACGACGCAGUUCUAGGUGAUUGUCAAAGAGACACGUGAACAAGGACAUUCUCUCUACUGACAAGGAAAGAGCUUCAGAAUAUACUAAGUAAGCAAAGAAAAUAGGUAGAGAACAACACGUAUAUAGUAUGCUAACUUUUCUACGAGAAAAGAGAGGAGUGUGUGUGUGUAUAUAUAUAUAUAUAUAUGCAUACAUACACAUAUACAGAGAGUCAUAAAAACUCUUGAAAGGUGCACAAGAUACUAAUAAAAUGGGUUGCCCAUCAUCUUAGUCCAUUCGGGCCGCUAUAACAAAGCGGACUGGGUGGCUUAUAAACAGCAGAAGUUUAUUGCUCACAGUCUGGAGGCUGGAGGUCCAAGAUCAGGGUGCCAGCAUGGUCAAGCCAGGGCCCUCUUCUGGGUGGCAGACUUCUGACUUCUUGCUGUGUCCCCACCUGGCGGAAGGGGUGAGGGAGCUCUCUGGGGUCUCUUUUGUAAGGACACUAAUCCCACUCACGAGUGCUCCUGUCUCACGACUUAAGCACCUCUCAAAGGCCCCACCUCCUAAUACCAUCACAUUGGGUCCUAGGAUUUCAAUAUAUGAGUUUCAGGGAGACACAAACAUUCAAACCAUAGAACCUGAAGAAGAUGGGGAGAAAUGGGAUGAAUGACACAGGGAAUGGAGCAGGAUUUCUCAA
Molecule: messenger RNA, 3539 nt
Organism: Diceros bicornis minor
Lineage: Eukaryota; Metazoa; Chordata; Mammalia; Perissodactyla; Rhinocerotidae
Gene: AOC1
Product: amine oxidase copper containing 1
Exons: 4
Coding region: 1-2274 (757 amino acids)
Biological process (GO): response to antibiotic; amine metabolic process
Cellular component (GO): plasma membrane
Molecular function (GO): quinone binding; copper ion binding; primary methylamine oxidase activity
Source: RefSeq, a predicted model, not a curated record